UGAUGGUUCAGUUUCUUAUCGCUUUCUUCUGUAGAAGUCCAUCUCUGUCAGUGGCCCUAUAAAUAUAUCACAAAUACAUAAAGAAUAGUGAUAACUUCAGUAGCAAAUUUAAGUACAGCUUAUAAAGUUGCCAUGGACCAAUUGUGAGGUGGUGCAGAGGAAGGAUGGCUGCGCAGGAAGGUUGAAGUCAACUCAACCCACAAUUAAGAUGAUGCUUUAUAGCUCCAAAAAACAAGUGCAACUGUUCUUUUAUAGCAGAUAUCCUUGUGCUUGUCUCAUUACACAUGAGGAGAUGGUCCACUGACCUGCAGCAAGAGAGUCUUGAUGAGCUGAGCUCCUAAUAAGGAAGAGCAGAGGCGCACGCUCUGUAAAUAUCCCUCCAGUCUGAGAAAGAAGAGGGCAGGCAGCUCGGGAGGAAGAGGGAAGCGGAUGGAUUGUGGCCUUAUAUGGACAUAGCAGUGCUUUUCCCAGGGUUUGUGGCUCUGACCCCGGCAUGAUGCCAGAUGCUGCAGAAACAGCUCCUCAGCGCCACCAGGGGGCUCAAGAUCAAACGUGAGGAAUGACGUCAACAGUUCAAAUUCUGGUCAACUUGUUUACCACAGCUUAUUAAAACUAAACGCACUGCACUUUGGAUUGCCUAAAAAUAAAACUGCAUUCUCUCUACAAAUGAUCUAAAAAACCCUGAAGGCUCCUGGUUUGUCUUUGUUAAAUUGGACUUCAUUGGAAUCAUGAGCGAACUGUUGAUACUCCUGGCUCUGCUACGGUGUUGUGUCUCUCUGCCAUUGUGGCUUUAUUUUACAUCAUGUUUUUGUGGAGGAGUAACUUCUGCCAACAUUGUUUGCAAGAAGGUCAUGGGUUCGAAUUUUACCACAUGUGGGAAGGCCUUGUUAUAUGUUUGCUUUGUUCACCCACAAGACAAAAACAUGCGUUGUUCGAUUUAGGAUCAUGAAAAGCACUCAGUUGAUAAGCCACCGAUUAGCUGUCCUUCUGUAUAAUACAUGUACAAUAAAUUGAUAUUGUCCAUUGUGAGAUUUAAAGAGGGAAAAGUUCCCUUUCCUAGUGUGACCUUCACCUCUUAUCUAGUAGUGAGUUAUUUCUGACUUUGACAGCAAUAAUGAUAGAUUAGAUUUACACAGUGCUUUCUUGACACCCCAAACAGCCUCACGUCUUACUUUCUUUUUAGAGCUUUAAAAGUUGUUUUUUCCCCCCCUUUUAUAGUUGCGUUAUUAUAUUUUUCUUGAUUAGAAUAAUCUCCUUUUCUAACUUCUUAUGCUUGAUAUUUUUGGAUUUAUUUUUUAUUUAUUUAUUUUUAGACUAUUUUGCUGCGUAAUAUUUUACUGCUGUGAAUGUAAUUAAUUGAAUGUUAUUGUUUGUUUAUUUAUAUUUGUUAGCUAGAUGCUUUGUUUGCGAGCAAACAUUUGAUUUGUCAUAGACAGUAAUUAUUUAAGUCAAAUCUAUCAACAUAUUAUGGACAAAAAGAGGCCAAAAAAUCAAUUUACGUCAGUCAAACCUGAGCUCAUCAUCGGUUCGAUGGGAGAUCCAUAUCGGGUUUUGUAUAGCACCUUACUCAGCUCCGGGUUUUCGCGUCGGCCGGACGGAAUGUUGCUCGUCACUUUAGCUCUAACUUUCUAACCAACUCCACAAUGAUCCGAACAAAACAACAAGCAGCACAAAACUUCCGUUGAUCGUUUUGAAGCUUAAGAGCAACAUUUUGGAAGACACAGCACUACCUUGCUCCCGAUUCGGAUGAGUGUUCCUGCUUAUAAGUUCAUUUGAAAGUGACCUCCACACCAUGGCCAGUGACACUGACCCCUACAUCUUCUCCACUGAUGCGCUGCCCGAGGAUCUCCGCUUCCUCCCCCCUCUGGCCAAUGGGCAUCUGGGAUGGAGAGUCUAUCACACCGUAAUGCACAUGGGCGGCGUGUACAAUGGUGAGGGAGGUCAGUGUCACCGCGCAGACAUCCCCUGUCCUCUGGCUGCCACGGUUCGCGGUAAGGAACCUCACCAGGACUCCUACGACCUGGAUACACGCUCAGGAGUUUUCACACACACUCUUACCUCAGACCACGUCACCGUGUCUCAGUCGCUGUAUGCGCAUCGGUACCACUGCAACCUGCUGGUGAUGGAGGUUCUCCUUGUGCGACACAGGACCUCACAAGAGCCUGUCACUGUUGACCUGGACAGUGCGUUCACUCCUCAGAGCACGGAUAUAGAUUUUGAGGCUGGUCCUGAUUAUAAAGUUGGCAGAUACAUUCACGGACAGACGACGACAGCUGAGUUCACAGGAGGCCCCUGUCCCUCGGUGCACCUCAUCUGGACCCCAGUCCCAUCUUCUCUGACUCUGCUGCCUGAACAGACUAAGUGCCGCUGGGGUUUCAUCGUGGCAGCGGCCGACACUUCAGAGAGGGCCCAGGCCAGUUUUGAUGAGGCUCUUGAACUCAUGGCGACCGGUGACUUGCGGAAAUCUCACGAGCUGGCCUGGGAGGAGCUGUGGCUGCAGAGCAAGGUGGAGGUCACGGGUUCAGACAGCCUCUGCAGGGCUCUGAUUGGCUGCAUGUUCUACCUGCUCAGUGCUUUUCCCUCCAUACACGACACUUCCAGCACCUUUGGUGGCGUCAGCCCCGGUGGACUGUCCAAUGGUGGAGACGGCCAGGACUACUGGGGCCAUGUUUUCUGGGAUCAGGACAUCUGGAUGUAUCCUGCUGUGGCUCUUUUUUACCCCAAGCUGGCCAGAGCAGUGCUGGAGUACCGCGUGCGGACGAUAGAUGGCGCUAAAGACAACGCCCAGAAGCAGGGUUAUAAGGGACUUAAGUUUCCCUGGGAGAGUGCGGUGUCUGGAAGGGAGGUUUGCCCAGAGGACAUAUAUGGUCAACAAGAAAUUCACAUCAAUGGAGACGUCUCGUUGGCCUUUCAGCAUUAUCUCUACCUGACUGAGGACAUUUCCAUGUUCACAGAAGGAUGUGGAAGUGAGGUCAUCUGGGGAGUAGCUGAUUACUGGGUUUCCAGGGCAACCUGGAAAGAAGAGGACGGGCAGUAUCAUCUUUUGGGUGUAAUGCCUCCAGAUGAGUACAACUACAAUAUCAACGACUCUGUGUACACAAAUGCAGUCGCAAAAUUCAGCCUGCAGUUUGCUGUGGAGUUAGCCGGUCUCCUCCAGUACCCUGCCCCAGACCAAUGGAAAGAAGCUGCUGACAACCUCAGUAUCCCUUUUGAUGAGGAGUUCCAAUAUCAUCCGGAGUUUGACGGCUACAAAAAAGGUGACACAGUCAAACAGGCGGAUGCAGUGAUGCUAGGGUACCCUCUUGGCCUGCCCAUGACUGCAGAGGUCCGGAGAAAUGACUUGGAAGCCUAUGAGCCAGUCACAGACCCUGAUGGGCCAGCCAUGACCUGGGGAAUGUUUGCGAUUGGCUGGCUGGAGCUCGGGGAAGCUGAGAGAGCUCAAGUGUUACUUCAGAAGUGCUUCAAAAACAUCCAGGGGCCGUUCCGGGUGUGGAGUGAAUCACCAGAUGGCUCUGGUGCUGUGAACUUCCUCACUGGUAUGGGAGGAUUCCUGCAAGCUGUGGUGUUUGGUUACACUGGCUUCAGAGUUCUGAAGGAUUGCCUGGCAUUUUCACCAAUUUUACCUGAUGGCAUUGGUGCGCUCUGCGUCCGCGGUGUCAGCUUCCUGGGCCGACAGUUGGACUGGCUGCUGAGGAAAGAUGACGUUUGCAUCAUUAUGAGGGAGCAGACAAGCAUCACAGACAUGGUUCAACCCUGUGACCUACAAGUUGUCAUGCAAAAAUCAGGAACAAAAAUCCCUUUGGUAUCAGGGGAGCCUGUCACUCUUCCUCUGGAGCCUGGAUACAUUUGCAAAGUGACCUCAACAUCUUUCUGCUGGCCUUUGUGAUGCAGAACCAGCUGUCAUUACUUACUAAUCAUAUCUAUCAUUCCUGUGGUGUCACGCAUCAUAACACAG
Molecule: messenger RNA, 3955 nt
Organism: Synchiropus splendidus (mandarinfish)
Lineage: Eukaryota; Metazoa; Chordata; Actinopteri; Syngnathiformes; Callionymidae
Gene: pgghg
Product: protein-glucosylgalactosylhydroxylysine glucosidase
Exons: 14
Coding region: 1793-3886 (697 amino acids)
Biological process (GO): carbohydrate metabolic process
Molecular function (GO): catalytic activity
Source: RefSeq, a predicted model, not a curated record